AUGGCCUCGAGAUACGCUCAAGUACACCAGUCUCCCAAUGGGGCGGGUGAUGCGCGGCCCACCGCUCUGCAGAUUAUCAAAGACGAACAACUUGAGAACAAGUUUGUCGGCAAGAAUAUUCUCAUCACUGGAUGUUCAUCUGGUAUCGGACUGGAGACUGCCCGUGCUCUUUUCGCCACAGGAGCGACGCUCUACCUCACGGCCCGAGACGUUGCUAAGGCUGAAUCAGAACUCGCCAGCCUGAAAUCCUCUGGUCGGGUUCACUUCCUCAAACUUGAUCUCGAUUCUCUCGACAGCGUUCGCGCCUGCGCGAGCGAGUUCCUCUCCCAGACUGAUCACCUGCACUUAUUCAUCGCCAAUGCUGGAGUCAUGGCUUGCCCAGAAGGCCGCACCAAGGACGGAUUCGAGACCCAGUUUGGGGUGAACCACCUUGCGCACUUCUUGCUCUUCAAUCUCCUCAAACAUGCCCUCCUUCGCUCCGCCACACCCGAGCUCAACUCUCGCGCUGUCUUCCUCACCAGCGUGGGUCAUCGCAUGGGGACCGUCAACUUUGACAACCUCAGCCUGGAGGGCGCCUACAACGAAUGGGCCGCCUAUGGACAGAGCAAGACGGCCGUGGUUUGGACCGCCAACGAGAUCGAUCGUCAGUUCAAGUCCAAGGGGCUCCGCGCCACGUCCGUCAUGCCGGGGGGCAUCGACACGGGGCUGCAGAAGCACAUGUCUGAAGAGGCCCUGCAGAUGUUUGCAGGGGACGCAGUGCGGGGAGCUUGGAAGUCCCCGGAGCAGGGUGCCGCAACUACGGUGUGGGCAGCCACGGCGAACGCACUUGAGAAUGAAGGAGGAAUAUACCUAGAGAACUGUCAGAUUGCACAGCCAUGGGACGAGAAAGAUGGGCAGUUGGGGGAUGGGUAUGCGCCAUGGGCCUUUGACGAGGCUGGUGCAGCCAAAUUGUGGAAGGUCUCGCUUGGAUUGGUUGGAUUGCAGAGCAAAGAAUAG
This is a messenger RNA of Clonostachys solani, 996 nucleotides long. The record is from the annotation of a GenBank genome assembly. Lineage: Eukaryota; Fungi; Ascomycota; Sordariomycetes; Hypocreales; Bionectriaceae.